AUGACCAUCCAAGGCAAGAUCAUCGUCCCUCUGGACUGGUGCCACAGCUUCUCCAUCGACUCCUACCACCACAAACUCGGCUACGCCAUUAUCAACGACCCCACCCCCUUCUCCGACGCCUCGCCGCAACUUCUCGACUCCAAACUCUACUACCCCAUCCUCGCCAACCUGACCAUCGGAUACUACGCCGGCCAAGCUACAGCUAAAGACGGCUGCCCGAGCAAACUCAACUGGAACGACGCCCCCGACGUUGCGGCCGCCAUUCGCGCCUGGGCCAAGAAGUACGGUGUAGCCAAGGAGUGCUCCCCUCUCCCCUCGCAGCUUCGAGCCCUCGUCACGACGCUCCGCAUCCCUUUACAGUUCGGCCAGGCGGUAGUGCACGACGUCUUGCUGCGCGUGCUGCGCUUUGUCUACGCCCACGUCUCGGACCCGAAGUUGGCCGCCGUAGGUCAGGGUCGGGCGGGACAGCUGACGACGGUCAAUCACACCGUCGCUUUGUUGGCUAGGGAGGGCGUCUUUGAUUAUAGUCGCUCUUCCUUUUCUUCUUCUUCUUCGACUGGUCCUGCUACCACUACCGCCGCCGCAGAAGUCGCCACCGUUUCCAGACUCGUCACUCCCCCGCCUGAAGGGAGUGUGAUGAAUGACGGCGAGGAGGAGGAGGACGAGGAGUACACCCCGUUCGUGUCCUCCGUGUCCUCCGAGGACGUGAGCGACGAGGAGGAGGCGCCCGCCCCUCCACGCCACACUACCACCACCACCACCGCCGCCGCGUCGAAGAAGAUGAAGCCAUCCGCCCCUGCACACUCCACCACCGCCCCUCCACUCUCUCCCCCCACCACCACGCCCCCCUUCACCCACUCCGAGAUCCAGAAGCUCCUGGCCCUGAUCAUGCAGAGCGUCCAGCAAGACCGCCAGUACCUCCACGCCUACGGCGACCUCAUCAACAAGAACGAAGCCGAGCUCGAGCACCACGACUCGCGCCUGUAUCACGUUGAGAAGCACCACGGCCAGCGCUUGAACAAUGUGGAGAAGUCGGCCACGUACCUCGGCGAGAGCGUGAGCGAGUUGAGGAAUGGGAUGACGGGGAGAGGGUGA
This is a messenger RNA of Zymoseptoria tritici IPO323, 1095 nucleotides long. RefSeq lists its product as uncharacterized. Bases 1 to 1095 code for a protein of 364 amino acids. The record is from RefSeq and is a predicted model, not a curated record. Lineage: Eukaryota; Fungi; Ascomycota; Dothideomycetes; Mycosphaerellales; Mycosphaerellaceae. The transcript is spliced from 3 exons.